Messenger RNA from Salmo salar (Atlantic salmon), 5756 nucleotides. The record is from RefSeq and is a predicted model, not a curated record. Lineage: Eukaryota; Metazoa; Chordata; Actinopteri; Salmoniformes; Salmonidae.
AAUGUAAUCAAGUCCAACAAUAGACAGCAGAGAAAGAGACGGGAGGGGAAGGUAAAGGAGAAGGGGGGAGGGUUGGCAUGUUGCUCUCAGGCAGGAGAAUGAAUCGCAGCGCCACCGAGCCUGAAACAGACCUAGUAGAAAUGGAACUGAGAAUAAGCACAGUUACAUUGUAGCCCCAACAACAACAACAAACAAACAACAACAAGCCCCAAAUAUAUUGUUACAAUCUAACAGUUCCGUCGGAGGAAUUAGGACACAGCAAUGCGAAGCCUGCGCUGAACAGGAGCGGCCGGGGUGAGAACAAGGCAGAAAGAUGGGCGCCGUGCUACGGACUGUGUUGUUCUCUAGUUUUUGUUUGCUAAUACGAGGUGUACCCCUCCUGCUGUAUGCCAACCGGCGGGACCUGCGGCUGGUGGAUGCGGCUCACGGCAGGGCCAACGCCACGGUGGUGGUCGGCGGUCUGGAGGACGCCGCCGCCGUGGAUUACGUAUACGCCCAGGGAUUGGUCUACUGGAGUGACGUCAGCGAGGAAGCCAUCAAACGCACCACCUUCAACCAAUCGGAGUCCGGCCCGGCGGCAGCGGCGGCAUCCCAGACGGUGGUCGUAUCGGGGUUGGCGUCCCCGGACGGCCUGGCCUGCGACUGGUUAGGCAGGAAGCUGUACUGGACGGACUCCGAGACCAAUCGGAUCGAGGUGGCCGAGUUGGACGGAUCGUUACGGAGAGUUCUUUUCUGGCAGGAUCUGGACCAGCCCCGAGCCAUCUCUCUGGACCCGGGUAGAGGGUACAUGUACUGGACGGACUGGGGCGAGGUCCCUAAGAUUGAGCGAGCGGGGAUGGACGGUACAAGCAGAGCCAUGAUCAUUGAUAAGGAGAUCUACUGGCCCAACGGGCUCACGCUGGACUACAGCCGGGAGAAACUGUACUGGGCGGACGCCAAGUUCAACUUCAUACAUCGCUCCAAUCUGGAUGGCACUGGGAGGGAGGUGGUGGUGAAGGGAGACCUCCCUCACCCCUUCGCUCUGACGCUGUACGAGGAGACUCUGUUCUGGACCGACUGGAACACUCAUUCCAUCCACUCGUGUCAGAAGGAGACCGGAGAAGAUCGGAGGAAGGUCCACUCGGACAUCUUCUCUCCCAUGGACAUACACGUCUACAGCCAGACGAGACAACCUCUACUGUCUUCUCCGUGCUCCGUGAGGAACGGAGACUGCUCCCAUCUCUGUCUCCUGUCUCCCAUCACACCCUACUACCAGUGUGCCUGUCCCACCGGGGUCCAGCUGCUAGAGGACGGAAAGACCUGCAGAGAUGGUGCCACUCAGCUCCUCCUCCUGGCCCGGAGGACUGACCUGCGCCGCAUUUCUCUGGACACGCCCGACUUCACCGACGUCAUCCUCCAGACGGACGACAUCCGCCACGCCAUCGCCAUCGACUACGACCCGGUGGACGGACACGUCUAUUGGACCGACGACGAGGUCCGGGCCAUCAGGAGGUCCUACCUGGACGGCUCUGACGCUCAGUUCAUCGUCACCUCACAGGUGAACCACCCCGACGGCAUCGCGGUGGACUGGAUCGCCCGGAACCUGUACUGGACGGACACGGGAACGGACCGCAUCGAGGUCACGCGACUCAACGGAACCAUGAGGAAGAUCCUCAUAUCGGAGGACCUGGACGAACCGCGAGCCAUCGUCCUGGAUCCUGUCGCUGGGUACAUGUACUGGACGGACUGGGGCGAGGUUCCUAAGAUCGAGCGGGCCGACCUGGACGGGACCGAGAGGCUAGUGAUGGUCAACACCUCCCUGGGCUGGCCCAACGGACUGGCGCUGGACUACGCCGACCGGAUGAUCUAUUGGGGCGAUGCCAAGACGGACAAGAUAGAGGUGAUGUGUAUGGACGGUUCAGGCAGGAGGAUCCUGGUAGAAGAUAUGCUUCCUCACAUCUUUGGCUUCACUCUGCUGGGCGACUACGUCUAUUGGACCGACUGGCAGAGACGCAGCAUCGAGAGGGUUCACAAACACACGACAGAGAGAGAGUUCAUCAUAGACCAGCUACCGGACCUGAUGGGGCUCAAAGCUACAUAUGUACACAAGACCUUCGGUACCAACCUGUGUGCGGAGUCUAAUGGUGGGUGCAGCCACCUCUGCCUGUAUAAGCCAGUGGGCGUCCAGUGCGCCUGUCCCAUUGGGCUGGAGCUGAUAGCCGACCUGUCCACCUGCAUCGUCCCAGAAGCCUUUCUCCUGUUCUCCCGCCACACAGACAUCAGACGCAUCUCCUUGGAAACUAACAACAACAACGUGGCCAUCCCGCUGACCGGGGUUAAAGAGGCGUCCGCACUCGACUUCGACAUCACAGACAACCGCAUCUACUGGACAGACAUCACAUUGAAGACAAUCAGUCGUGCGUUUAUGAACGGCAGCGCUCUAGAACACGUGGUGGAGUUUGGCCUGGACUACCCAGAAGGCAUGGCGGUGGACUGGCUGGGGAAGAAUCUGUACUGGGCGGACACGGGGACCAAUCGUAUCGAGGUGGCCAAGCUGGAUGGACAACACAGACAGGUCCUAGUCUGGAAAGAUCUGGACAGCCCUCGAGCCCUGGCACUGGACCCUGCUGAAGGGUUUAUGUACUGGACAGAGUGGGGCGGGAAGCCUAAAAUUGACCGGUCGGCGAUGGACGGGACGGGCCGGAUAACUCUGGUACCCAACGUGGGCCGAGCCAACGGGCUGACCAUCGACUAUGCUGAGAGGCGACUUUACUGGACAGACCUGGACACUACGCUCAUAGAGUCAUCCAACAUUCUGGGUCUGGAUCGUGAGGUUAUAGCUGAUGACCUCCCUCACCCUUUUGGUCUGACCCAGUACCAGGACUACAUCUAUUGGACGGACUGGUCUCAGCGCAGCAUCGAACGGGCCAAUAAGACAUCGGGUCAGAACCGUACGGUCAUCCAGGGUCACCUAGACUACGUGAUGGACAUCUUGGUCUUCCACUCGUCUCGCCAGGGGGGCUGGAACGCCUGCGCCUCCACCAAUGGGCAAUGCUCACACCUCUGUCUGGCUGUACCAAUCAGCAGCUUCGUCUGCGGAUGCCCCGCCCACUUCUCCCUCAACUAUGACAACAAGACCUGCAGUGCCCCGACGUCGUUCCUCCUGUUCAGUCAGAAGUCGGCCAUUAACCGCAUGGUGAUCGACGAGCAUCAGUCCCCUGACAUCAUCCUUCCCAUCCACAGUCUGAGGAACGUCAGGUCCAUCGAUUACGACCCGCUGGAUAAACAGCUGUACUGGAUCGACUCCAAACAGAACUCCAUCCGCAGAGCGCAGGAGAACGGGAACAUGAGUAUGACGGUGGUGUGGAGCCCAGUGGGCGGUCCUAACGUGGGCCUCCAGCCGUUUGACCUGAGCAUCGACAUCUACAGCCGCUUCAUCUACUGGACCAGCGAGGUCACUAACGUGAUCAACGUGACCAGGACAGACGGGAGCCGGGUGGGAGUGGUGCUGCGAGGAGAACACGACAAGCCCAGGGCCAUCGUGGUCAACCCGGAGCGAGGGUACAUGUACUUUACCAACCUGCAGGAGCGCAGUCCUAAGAUAGAACGAGCAGCUCUCGACGGGACAGAGAGAGAGGUGUUGUUCUUCAGUGGCUUGGGGAAGCCCGUUGCCCUGGCCAUAGACAACGAGGUCGGAAAACUGUUCUGGGUCGACUCAGACCUCAGACGCAUCGAGAGCAGUGACCUAUCAGGAGCCAAUCGGAUUGUGAUUGAGGACUCCAACAUCCUCCAGCCGGUGGGUCUGACGGUGUUCGGUGACCACCUGUACUGGAUCGACCGUCAGCAGCAGAUGAUCGAACGGAUCGACAAGACGACCAGGGAGGGAAGGACCAAGAUCCAGGCUCGCAUCGCCUCUCUCAGCGACAUUCACGCUGUCUACGACCUCGACAUGAGAGAGUACAGUAAGCACCCUUGUACCUGGGACAACGGAGGCUGUUCUCACAUCUGUAUCGUCAAGGGAGACGGAACCACGCGCUGCUCCUGUCCUGUUCAUCUGGUCCUGCUGCAGAAUGAACUCUCCUGUGGAGAACAGUUAUAACCUGUCUCUCCUCCCCCCAGAACCCCCACCUGUUCCCCAGAGCAGUUCUCCUGUGUAGCCGGGGAGGUGGACUGCAUCCCCCACGCCUGGCGGUGCGACGGCUACCCAGAGUGUGAUGACAGCAGCGACGAGGGGGACUGUCCCGUGUGUUCGGUUUCCGAGUUUCAGUGCGACUCCAGGCAGUGUGUCGACCUCAGCCUUCGCUGCAACGGAGAGGUGAACUGUCAGGACCGCUCAGACGAGAACAAAUGUGAAGUACAUUGCUCCCCGGACCACUUCAGCUGUUCCAGCGGUCAGUGUGUGGGGAAACAUCAGAUGUGUGAUCACUCUACAGACUGCUCUGACAACUCGGACGAGAUGGGCUGCUACCCGACUGAAGAGCCGUCCUCCCAGCCCACCAACACCAUCGGCUCCAUUGUGGGCGUUGUCAUGGCGCUGUUUGUGGUGGGCGCGGUCUACUUGGUGUGCCAGCGAGUUCUCUGUCCCCAGAUGAAGGACGACCGGGAGACGGUAACCAACGACCCCUCUGUUUCCCUGGGUUACGGCCCCUCUGUUUCCCUGGGUUACGGCCCUCACCCUGCCUCUCUGUCCGGGUCUCUGCCAGGUAUGUCCAGGGGAAAGUCUGUGAUUGGUUCGUUGAGCAUCAUGGGCGGGUCCAGCGGCCCUCCGUACGACCGCGCCCACGUGACCGGAGCUUCCUCCUCAAGCUCCUCCUCCACCAAGGGCACGUACUUCCCCCCGAUCCUGAAUCCUCCUCCAUCUCCUGCUACCGUCAGGUCUCAGUACACCAUGGAGUUUGGUUACUCCUCCAACAGCCCAUCAACCCACCGUUCGUACAGUUACCGUCCCUACACCUACAGUCACUUCGCCCCUCCCACAACCCCUUGCUCCACGGACGUCUGCGACAGCGACUACACGCCGGGACGCCACGCCCCGCCAACCUCCAACUCCGGCGUCGCCAAAGGUUACGCCAGCGACCUGAACUACGACUCGGAGCCUUUCCCCGCCCCGACCCCACGCAGCCAAUACCUGUCAGCGGAGGAGAACUGUGAGAGCUGUCCUCCUUCCCCGUAUACGGAGCGAUCCUACUCUCACCACCUCUACCCUCCUCCUCCGUCGCCCUGCACAGACUCCUCCUGAAACCUCUCGCUGUACAUAACAAUUGUUGAUAAUGUGUUUCUAAAAGAGGAGAGACGGAGGAGAGACGGAGGAGAGACGGAGGAGAGACGGAGGAGAGAGACGGAGGAGAGACGGAGGAGAGAGACGGAGGAGAGACGGAGGAGAGACGGAGGAGAGACGGAGGCAGAUGUACAGAACAUAAUGGAAAGAGAAACACAGGAAGCUCGUUUCGGGGUUAGAAGAAAGAGGUCCGGGAAACAUUUUUUUGUACAUUUUAAAAAAUAGAAAAAAAAGCAUAUUUAUAUAUUUUCUAUACAGCGUUUACUGGAUACGCCAUAGAGGUUUGUAUUCAAACAUUUGUACAUUUUUUUUUUUUUAAGAAAACGUUUUUAUUAAAACCAUCAGAAAACAUAAGUUGCCUUAAAUCCAGAAGAUACAAACAGUUGUCUGUUUUUACGACGCUGGACGAACAUUAAGCACAUAGAUGGAACUAUCCGACGCCGAAUAACACACCGUUACAACGCUAAGUAACGAGGAGAGGAGAGGAGGGGAGGGAGGG